UCAUGGCAACAAGCGAACAUCUAAAUUCCAAGAAGAAGAAUCACUUUUAAAGGAAGUAGGAGAAGCGGGAGAUCUGAAGACCAAAACAAACUCUCUGUUGUCUCCAGAGUCACUGAAACAUUUGACAAAAUGCUGAAGAAGGCGCCCAAAUUAAAAUAUAUAGUUAAAACAAAAACGAAGAGUAACGUUAACGUGAGGGCGACGGCAGAGGCGAUGAUUGAACUCCUAACGCUGGUGUUUCUGAACAACCUGGCUGAGGAGGCGAAAGCCAAAGCUUUUGAAGAGAAAUCUGCAACGAUCCGAGCUCAUCAUCUCAAGGCAGUGUCCAAGAAAAUGCUGAAAAAAUCAAGGGGGUGAAGACGGCGAACUGAAUCAUCGUCAUUUUUACGAACAUUAUCAUGAAUGACAGCAACAAUAUUUUUUGCUUUUUUAUGAUACAUAAUUAGUUUUCCAUUUGAAAUGUCCUAUUUUGUGUUUUUUGUUAAAUUAAAUUCUUGUGAAAUGGC
Messenger RNA from Sebastes umbrosus (honeycomb rockfish), 506 nucleotides. RefSeq names its product centromere protein W (gene cenpw). Gene Ontology annotation, molecular function: protein heterodimerization activity; DNA binding. NCBI's taxonomy places the organism in Eukaryota, Metazoa, Chordata, Actinopteri, Perciformes, Sebastidae. Gene Ontology annotation, biological process: chromosome segregation; mitotic cell cycle; kinetochore assembly. Bases 130 to 357 code for a protein of 75 amino acids. Gene Ontology annotation, cellular component: kinetochore; nucleoplasm. The record is from RefSeq and is a predicted model, not a curated record. The transcript is spliced from 3 exons.